Molecule: messenger RNA, 2436 nt
Organism: Odobenus rosmarus divergens (Pacific walrus)
Lineage: Eukaryota; Metazoa; Chordata; Mammalia; Carnivora; Odobenidae
Gene: AP5Z1
Product: adaptor-related protein complex 5, zeta 1 subunit
Exons: 17
Coding region: 10-2436 (808 amino acids)
Cellular component (GO): AP-5 adaptor complex
Source: RefSeq, a predicted model, not a curated record
GGUGGCGGCAUGUUCACGGCGGGGGCGGAGAGUCUGCUCCACCAGGCCAGGGAGAUCCAGGAUCAGGAGCUGCAGAAGUUUUGUUCCCGGGUUGUUAAGCUGCUGCAGAAGGACGACCCGGGGCCCGAUGCGGUGGACGCCCUGCAGAGGCUCUUCCUCAUCGUCUCAGCCACGAAAUACAAGAGGAAGCUGGAGAAGACGUGCGUGGACCUGCUGCAGACCACCCUCUGCUCGCCCAAGUGCCCCGAGCAGCUCCAGUUCCUCUGUGCAGCCAUCCUGAGAGAGAGGUCACCUGCCGACAACCUGAGCCUGUCCUGGGACCACAUCCAGAGCAGCCAGCAGCUGAGCCUGGUGGCCUCUGUGCUCUUGGCCCAGGGUGACAAAAAGGAGGAGGUCCGAAGCGUGGGCCAGCACGCCUUCAGAGUCCUCGAGAGCCGGCAGCCCGAGGGGCCCAGUCUGAGACACCUGCUCCCGGUCGUGUCCAAGGUCACGCACCUGGCCCCGCACACCCUCCAUGAAGACCAGACCAACCUGCUCAGCAAGAGGCUGGUAGACUGGCUUCGCUACGCCAGCGUCCAGCAGGGGGUCGCACACACUUCCGGAGGCUUCUUCUCCACACCCAGAGCCCGGCAGCCGGGCCCUGUCACCGAGGUGGAUGGGGCGGUGGCCACAGAUUUCUUCACGGUGCUGUCCACGGGCCAGCACUUCACGGAGGACCAGUGGCUGAACGUGCAGGCCUUCUCCAUGCUGCGGGCGUGGCUGGUGCAUAGCGGCCCCCAGGGCCCCAGCGCCCCGGACACAGACGACAAGUCGGAGCUGGAGGGCUCCACCCUGUCUGUGCUAUCGGCCACCUCUACCGCCAGCCACCUGCUGCCCCCCCAGGAGCGGCUGAGGGAGAAGGCUUUCGAGUACUGUCAGCGCCUUGUGGAGCAGAGCACGCGACGAGCCCUGAGAAAGGGGGACGCGGACCUGCAGAAAGCCUGCCUGGUGGAGGCCGUGCUGGUGCUGGACACGCUGUGCCGGCAGGACCCGACCUUCCUGUACCGCACGCUGUCCUGCCUGAAGGCCCUGCACGCGCGGCUGUGCGGGGAUCCGGCCCGGGCGCGGGCGCUGCUGCCCAUCGCGCAGUUCUUCCUGAGCCACGGGGAGGCGGCCGCCGUGGACUCGGAAGCCAUCCUCCAGCACCUGUUCACCAGGGUCCCCUGCGAGCUCUUCCACAGCCCCAUGCUGGCCUUCGAGUUCGUCCGCUUCUGCGGGGACAGCCUUCCCCUGUUCGGCAGGAACCUUGACAUUCUUAAGCGGAGCUUCCCCAAUCUUUUCAAGCUCCUGGCCUGGAACAGCCCGCCCCUCACCUCGGAGUUCGUGGCGCUCCUCCCGAGCCUGGUGGACGCCGGCUCGGCCGUGGAGAUGCUCCACGCACUGCUGGACCUGCCCUGUCUGACUGCGGCCUUGGAUCUGCAGCUCAGGCUGUCACCGGCUGCGUCCGAGAGGCCGCUGUGGGAUACCUCCCUCAGGAACCCUAGCUGCCUGGAGGCCUCCCGAGACCCAGAGUUCCAGGCUCUUCUCCAGCACCUGUUGCGGGCCGAGGCCAGCGGAACCGUGCAGAGGUUGGCGCCACUCCACAAGCUGCUCCAGCCCAUGACCGGCUGCGCCCGCGUGGUACAGUGCGCCGAGGCCGUGCCCACUCUGCUCCAGGCGUUCUUCUCCGCGGUGACCCAGUUUGCUGACGGGGCCCUGACCAACCAGCUGGUGCUGGUGCUUCUGGAAAGAAGGGACUCCCUUUACCAGGUGCCCCAGUAUGAGGACCGUGUGCACAGGGUGCUGAGCUCACAACUCUUGGCCCUGUGCGCGCUGCACCCGUCGCUGGUGGUCGACCUGGCGAAAGAGCUGCUGGAGUUCGUGGGGAGCGUGAGCAGCGUCCAGAGCAGGGGGGCCAUGCUCGCCGCCGUGGCCUGGGCCGUCGGCGAGUACCUGUCCGUGUCCUGGGACCGGCGGUGCACCGUGGAGCAGAUCACCAGGUUCUUCGAGGCCCUGGAGGCCCUGCUGUUCGAGGUCACCCAGUCCCGCCCGUCUGCCGCCCUUCCCAAGUGCCCCCCACAGGUCAUCGCCGUGCUCAUGACCACGCUGACCAAGCUGGCCUCCCGGAGCCAAGACCUGAUUCCCAGGGUCUCUCUGUUCCUGUCAAAGAUGAGGACCCUGGCACAGAGCCCAGCGCUGAGCUCCGUGCACGGUGAGGAGGAUGCGGGAGCCAUCUGCACGCGGGCCACCGAGCUGCUGACCCUGCUAAAGAUGCCCAGCGUGGCCCAGUUUGUGCUCACGCCGAGCGCGGAGGUGUCCGAGCCCCGCUAUCACCGUGACGCCAACACGGCCCUGCCGCUGGCCCUACGCACAGUCAGCCGCCUGGUGGAAAAGGAGGCGGGCCUCCUGCCUGGGUGA